AUGGAUCAGACGCAGUCCGGCAGGCUGUCCUCCCACCUUGAUGCAUUGCGACGACCAACAUACCCUUCCUCUUCACGGCAGAGGAGACCGCAGCAGCACGCCACCACACCCUCAUCUUCUUCGCGGACCCUCAUCGAACCCGCUAGUUUAUCCCGGCAGGCGAGCUCGAACCCGAAUCCCUGUCGCUAUGAAUCUCUAGAGGAGACUUCCCGUGCUUAUCGUACCUCUGCGUUGCGCCAUCUUCACGGAAACGGCACGCCCAAGCCCUUAUCCUGGAAGGCUCGCCAAGCAGCAGCCAAUAACCCCGGCAGCGGCAAGUCUUCGAGCCUAGCAUCGCAGCCUGUUCUUGUUCGGUCCUAUUCCGGAGAUCCUGAUGAGAACUCCGGUUCGUCCAAGAUGCCUACUCGGCGGUCGUUUCUUUUUCCGGGAAACUCCAGCUCCAGCUCUCAGCAACGACGGCAGCCCGAGCCCGAGAUCCCGGCCGGUGAGGAGUUCAGUAUUGACGGCAUCCUUCGCGCAAUAGAGCCGAACAUUCGCAGUACGCUCAACUCAAUUGGAGAAAUCUGUGGCCGCAGCAAGCUCAGUUUAGCCAACGAGUAUGGCAGUCACAUUGCGCCUCUAGGCGAGAUUCGUGCGCCCCCUGGAGGACUCUUACCUGUUGAAGAGGCCAGUUCCACUCAUGAGGGAUACUCUGGCGAUAAUGUGGUUAUCUAUGAUGAUGACAAUCCUGUCGAUGGACGGGAGCAUUCUCCUUUCUCGAACUAUACCUUCUUUGACGCCCUCCUUCCUCCCAUCUCUGUACCCUCGCAAGCUGUUCAUACGAACGAUCAACCGCGUGAACAACCAGCCGAGCCUAUUCCUACAACGCGCGAGUUUGCAUCAAAGCCCAAAGCAGGCGGGCGCGCAUUACUAGGGACGACAGAAGCAGACGACGACCGUGUUCAAAACAUCCUCACACCAGCUCUGGUCUCGGAAAUCCUCCUCGACGCCCAGGCCAAUGGCCGUUUGAAGCCUGACCAUCUUUCCAGCCAAAUGUCUCAGGCAAACAUAUCAACUCAGUGGGCAGAUCCUAGCAAGCCGUCCGACGUGCAAUCACUCUUCCGCUGGCUGAAACAAGCUGCGUGGAGCGAUAGUUGCGAAGGUGGACAGCAGACGGCCGAAAGCCGGCUGCGGGCGACGCUUGAGCGACAAAGUGAGCCCGUGUCUCCUUGA
This is a messenger RNA of Aspergillus mulundensis, 1212 nucleotides long. RefSeq lists its product as uncharacterized. The record is from RefSeq and is a predicted model, not a curated record. NCBI's taxonomy places the organism in Eukaryota, Fungi, Ascomycota, Eurotiomycetes, Eurotiales, Aspergillaceae. The coding region runs from base 1 to 1212 and encodes 403 amino acids. The transcript has a single exon.